AAAUUCAAAUCUAUUCUACAUUAAAAAACAAUAAAGGUACACUUUAAAUUUGAAAAUAACAGUCACUUUUGCUGCUGCAUGCUUGCGUCCUUUGCAGCCUCUUUGCAGCCUCUUUGCAGCCUUUCAUGUGCAUUUGCAUUUCAUGUGCAUUUCAUUUGCUGUUCAUUGGAGCCUCAUCUUCAUCAACAUUCGCAGCUUAGCUUGCUGCACAUUUUUGCUGUCAUUUGACAGCUUCAAUUUCACCACAUUUGCAGCUAAAUUGCUGCACUUUGCUGCUACCGUCCUAUUGGUGCAGCUCUCCCUUCUUCAUUUGCUGCCAUUUUGUGCAGCCCUUCAUUUUCACUUGCUGCUACUUGGCAGCUUGAACACCACAACUCCAACAUUUUCUUCAUUAAAUCAAAACUCACAGGGCAACAUGAUAGUUCUCCAAGCUUUAACCAUGGAUCGUCACCUUGGUUCUAGUUUCAAAAUCCCAGCUGGGACAGUAGCUGUUGUAGUGUUAAUCUCCACUUGCAUCUUCCUUGUCAUCUUUGAUCGUUUCCUUCUCCCUACCUGGCAGAAGUUAACUAAUCGGGUGCUGACACCCCUCCAACGGAUUGGCAUAGGCCAUGACCCUAAUUUCCAUCUGUAUUUCUUUGUCUGCCGAACAUUCAUUCUUGCAAAUACCUUCUAUCUUGCUAUUACUCCAAGCUUUGACUUGGUCAUGGUUGAGCACUACCCAUACGGUUACCUCAAUGCUAAGUGGGACUUCAGCAACAACACAGAGGGCUCCAUCUGCUGGUUUAUGGGGUUGAUUGCCGGUAGCCGGAUGAAAACAAGUUUCAGUUAUUACUAUUUUUUCUCCUACUGUGUGCCAUGGACACAAGGGAAAAAUAAGAGUGAAGUCCCAUGGCAAAUCGUAUUGAAUCUGAUACUGCAAAGGAAAAACAAAAGAAAGCAGACUCAUCAGAUGAAGGAAACGCCAUCUGUGGAACUUCUACAUGAAGAAAGCAAAGAGAUGGGGACAACCUGCAGGGCAGUGUUGCCUAGUGGAUGGUUCCUCGCUGUGAAGAGAUUACUUGACACUCGCCUAUUUGAUGAGCAUUUCAUAACAAAAUUGAAGACACUAGGUAGAUUGAGGGAUGAGAAGCUCAAGCCCCUCCUCGGAUUCUUUAUACACUCAGAGGAAAAGCUUCUAGUCUACAAAUACAUGUCAAAAGGUAGUCUUUAUGAUUGGCUACAUCUUGAAGAAGGUGAGGCAAGAUUCAUGGAGUGGCCCUUGAGUGUUAAAAUUGCAAUUGGAGCAGCAACAGGCCUGGUUUGGGUCCAUCAAGGGUGCAAUUUUCAUGUUUUUCAUCUUGAUAUUAGCUCCAAGUGCAUCUUACUUGAUAAGAAUUUUGUUCCCAAGUUAUCAAACUUUGGAGAGGCAAUGCUCAUGAAACCACAUGGCACUGAUUCAACCAAAAGCUUCUCACUUAAUACUGAGUUUUGGGAAUCAAGCUUUGCUAAAGAGGAUGUCUAUUGCUUUGGAAUUUUGCUUCUUGAGCUGAUCACUAGAGAGGAUCCUAGAAGCAUAACAACAAACUCAAACACUAGCAAUGAGACACUCAACAAUUGGGUUACACAUCUCUCUGCAAGCUCUAAUUUCUAUAGCAUUGUCAAUAAAGCACUGAUGGGGCAAGGAUUUGAUCAGGAAAUCUUUCAGUUUCUGAAGGUUGCAUUGGAUUGGGAGGGGUUUGCGACGAACCCGUGCGGGUUCGUCUCGGAACCCAGGCGUUGGGUUCGUCUCGAAACCCAGGCGCUGGGUUCGUCUCGAAACCUAAGCGCGGGGUUGGCCGCGAACCCAGCUCCUGGGUUCGUCUCCGAACGGAAGAUGAGGGGAUUUUCGGUUUACGAAGAAAGAAAAUGAGGAAGAAUACGCUAGCCAUUCAGAUAUGUUAAGUGACCAAGUCUUUCUCUCAUUUCUUAUCGGCUUUUGUUUCUAAGUUUUGGGGAAUUUCUUGUAUUUAAACCUGAAGUGUUACAGCCCAUCUUGUGCUACAUCAAUAAGUACAUAUAUCUGUUUAUCUCAGCUGAGUGUUCACACAAAUACAAUCUCCUUCUGUCUCCCAGAAGCAUUCUCUUAUAUUUUCUAUCUUUCUGUGUGACUAAUAAAACUUACAGAUCUGCUAGCCGUUCAGAUCUAUUAAGUGACUAAGUCUUUCGCUCAUUUCUUAUCGGCUUUUGUUUCUAAGUUUUGGGGAAUUUCCUGUAUUUAAACCUGAAAUGUUACAGCCCAUCUUGUGCUACAUCAAUAAAUAGAUAUAUCUGUU
Molecule: messenger RNA, 2291 nt
Organism: Rubroshorea leprosula
Lineage: Eukaryota; Viridiplantae; Streptophyta; Magnoliopsida; Malvales; Dipterocarpaceae
Source: the annotation of a GenBank genome assembly